UUAGAGCGCCUGUGGGUCCAGUUUUCCAGUAGCUUGGAGCUUCUCCACAAUGACAUGUGUAAGGUUUAUGAGCUAGGCCAGUCUGUUCCCCUCUCCGCAAACAAUCAGCCAGCGAUACAGACUGGUGCUGCAGGAAAUACCUCAGCUAUUGCCUCCAGAGCACUGAGUGUCCAGAACAUUACGUACAACGAGUCACCUUCAACAAAUAACAAAGACAAGCUGGAACACACGGAGCUAGAAAAUGAAAUUUUCAAGGUGGACCAGAUGAUCACUGACAUGGAGCUAAAAGUCAACGUCCUAAGAUGGACUGUAGAA
Molecule: messenger RNA, 315 nt
Organism: Staurois parvus
Lineage: Eukaryota; Metazoa; Chordata; Amphibia; Anura; Ranidae
Source: the annotation of a GenBank genome assembly